AUGUAAAAAAGCAAUUCUUAUCAUAUAAAGACCCCAAGAAAAUUUCGAUAGGCAAAUAUCUUAUCAUAAGAAUUAUUGUAAAAAUUAACUCAAUCGAAGCUAGAAAAUAAAUAAUAAAAUGGAUAUUACGAAAAAAAUGAAAAUAUUAAUGGAGCCAAAAAAGUAAAAUAAAUUUCCAGAUCUAUUGGGGGAGGCUCUUAAAGUUAUAGAGAAAUAGUUUAAUAAAGUUUAAAUCUUUUUAAUUUGAAUAAAGAAGUUUAACCAAAGGAUUUAAGUUUAAGAAAGUCACAUGAAGAAAUUAAUAGGACUAGUAAAAAAUCUAAUCAUGUCAGUCAUAUAAGUUAAAUUUGGACAAAAAGAAAUAGAACAGAUAGCAAUUCCUUAACCCCUAGAAAAGUAGUUGUAAAUGACUUUAUUUUGAAUGCAAAUGCAUUUUUAAAGGAAAAGCAAUUAGAAAAUUAAUUAGAUAAGCUCUCUUAUCAAAUAGUAUAACUUUAAAAUAAAUCUGAUUAAUUGGAAAUAUAAAAUAGAAUGUUGUUUGCAAAUUUGUAAUAAUUUUAAUAAGAUUCUAAUAAAAUGAAAGUAAUAUGAAUUUUAUAAUUAGGAUAGACAUUCCCUAAUUUAAAAAUUAGAUUCAAUGAUAGUUAUGUAAUAAAGAUAGGAAGAAAAUCUUAAUUAUUUUAAAUAAUUGUUUAAAGAUAAUAGCGAUUAGAAUAUGAAAAAAUAAAAUUAAAAUUCCCUCCCAAAACUUCAACCAACAAAUCUUGGUUUAAAAAUUUGA
Molecule: messenger RNA, 781 nt
Organism: Paramecium sonneborni
Lineage: Eukaryota; Ciliophora; Oligohymenophorea; Peniculida; Parameciidae
Source: the annotation of a GenBank genome assembly